UCUGUUAAUUUCUCUCUCUAGAAUUUCUCUCUCUAGAAUAAGAACACAUUGUGUAGUUAGUUUCUCUCUAUAAGAUCAAGUUGCUGAUACAGUGUAUUCGUGAGCCUACUGUCAAGUACACAAAACAAAGCAAACAGUUCUUCUCUCUACUUUUUCUCUCUAAAAAAAGUUAAAUUUCUAAAAAUGAAGAAAAGGACAUGAAAAUGAACAAUUAACCCGUGAGCUCUCUGUCUUAGUCUGAAAUCUAUUCCUGUAAACGUACGUCUCUUGUUUAGAUCACAUGCAUUCUUGAUUCAGACGUUGAUCUCUUUCUCUCUCUAAAAACUUGUUUUUUAGCAAAAUUCAGUUCUCUCUCUCCACUAUAAAUCGACCCAUCACUCCUUUUGAAUCAGGCCAUUUUUCAAGGAAUGAAUUUAAUGGGUUUCUCACUCCUCUCUCUCUCUAGAAUUCUCGGGAUCUUCCCUGUGUUCUUACUGUUUUUAGCCCAAGUUUUCAGCAAAGAGUGCACCAACUCAAUAACUUCCUCUCACUCAGCUCGUUACGCCCUUCUCUCGUCUUCAAAUGACACUUUGAAAGAAACAAUUUCCUCUCCCUUUCAUCUCACCCACACUGAUGAUGCACAGUGGUCCUCUCUCCUCCCUUCUCAACUCUUGAGAGAUAAGGACCAAUUCAGCAACAUGGGUACCGGCGUCGAGCUCGACUGGUCGAUGAUGUACCGACAAAUGAAGAACUCUAACAAGGGAAAACAGAGUAAUUCUCUCAAGGAAGUGGCCCUGCAAAAUGUGCGUUUGGAUCCGGAUUCGAUCCAUGGGAUGGCUCAACAGACCAAUUUAGAGUACCUGUUAAUGCUUGAUGUGGAUAAUCUGGUUUUUAGUUUUAGAAAAACAGCAGGUUUGCCAAAUCCUGGUGUAGCUUAUGGAGGCUGGGAGGCUCCAGAUUGUGAGCUUAGAGGCCAUUUUGUUGGACAUUAUUUGAGUGCUUCAGCUAUGAUGUGGGCAAGUACCCACAAUGCCACUCUCCAUGACAAAAUGACUGCAGUAGUCGAUGCACUCGAUGAAUGCCAGAAAGCCAUGGGAUCUGGCUAUCUUUCAGCUUUUCCAUCUGAGGCAUUCGAUCGACUUGAAGCUAUAAAGCCUAUUUGGGCCCCAUACUACACAAUUCACAAGAUCAUGGCUGGUCUUUUGGAUCAAUACACUUUUUCCGGAAAUGCUCAAGCCUAUCAAAUGGUACUUUUAAUGGCCGAGUACUUUGGCAAUCGCGUGAAAAAUGUUAUAGAAAAAUACACCAUUGAGAGGCAAUGGACAAUACUUAAUAUGGAGGAAAGCGGUGGCAUGAAUGAUGUCCUCUAUCGACUGUAUGACAUCUCGGGAGAUCAGAAGCAUUUAGAAUUGGCACAUCUGUUUGACAAACCAUGCUUUCUGGGGAUGCUUGCAUUGCAGGAGGAUGAUCUUUCUGGUUUCCAUACUAAUACACAUAUUCCACUUGUUGUUGGAAUUCAAAGGCGUUAUGAGGUUACUGGUGAUCCACUUGCCCAGGCAAUGGGAACGUACUUUUUGAAUAUCGUCAAUUCAUCUCACACCUAUGCUACUGGUGGUACAUCUGUCCACGAGUUCUGGUCUGACCCAAAACGCCUUGCUACAACGCUCGAGACAGAGAAUGAAGAAUCAUGUACAACUUACAACAUGCUCAAGGUUUCACGUCACUUGUUCCGAUGGACCAAGGAAAUUGCGUAUGCCGAUUACUACGAGCGCGCUUUGACAAACGGUGUUUUGAGUAUCCAAAGAGGGAGACAACCUGGGAUCAUGAUUUAUAUGCUACCUCUAGGUCGCGGGGUGUCCAAGGCCAUAUCUCUUCAUAAAUGGGGAACUCCAUUCACUACAUUUUGGUGUUGUUAUGGAACAGGUAUAGAGUCAUUUUCAAAGUUAGGAGACUCAAUAUACUUUCAGGAAGAUGGUGCCACCCCCAAGUUAUACAUUGCUCAGUUUAUAUCAAGUUCUUUUAACUGGAGUUCAGGAGGACUUACAUUAACUCAGAAAGUUCAGCCUGUUGUUUCUUCAGACAUGUAUCUACACAUUUCUGUGAAAUUCUCAACAAAGGAGGGGAAUAGCCAAGAGUCAACACUAAAUGUACGAAUACCAAACUGGUCAAAUAAGGCAUCAGCUACUCUAAAUUCUCAAAAGUUGGAUGUUCCAUCACCAGGCAAUUUCCUGACUGUCACUAGAAAAUGGACCUCAGAAGAUGAACUAUUGUUGGAACUCCCUCUUGAAUUGAGGACCGAUGCAAUACAAGAUGAUCGCCCUGAGUAUGCUUCCAUUAAAGCAAUUCUAUUCGGUCCUUACCUUCUCGCGGGGCUAAGCCAUGGAGACCGGGACCUAAACUUGGGCGCCAAAGAAUCUCUAUCUGACUCAAUAACACCAAUUCCACCCACUUAUAACUCUCAUUUAAUAACUCUCACUCAAGCGCAAGAUUCAGGCCUUGUCUUGUCGAAGUCAAAUGGCAUUAUAACAAUGGAGCCUCUACCAUUGCCGGGGACUGAUGAGGCAGCGAAUUCCACCUUUAGAUGGGUCCCAAAGACCAAUGGAGAAGCCAAUGAUACAUUCAUCAUUGGAAAGAUCAUGGCUUUGGAGCCAUUCGAUCUUCCAGGGACGACUGUGAUGCACCGGGGCCCAGGCACUGAGCUUUUCUUGUCAAAUUCAGGAAACGAGUCGAAUUUCAUGGUGGUUGCUGGGUUGGAUGGGAAGAAAGACAGUGUUUCUUUCGAGUCAGAGAGCCAUAGAGGUUGUUACAUUUACGCAGAAAAAUCAGUCCAGUUGAAGUGUAAACCAACUACUUCUGGUUCUGAUUUCGAAAGUAAGGCGAGCUUUGGAAUUCAUAAGGGGUUAAGCCAGUAUCAUGGUAUAAGCUUUAUGGCCAAGGGACCCAUGAGGAAUUUCUUGCUUAUGCCUCUAUUGAGCUUGAGGGAUGAGUUCUACACUGUGUAUUUCAAUGUCACAACAGCUUGAUGAUUCUCUUUCUUCUCCUUUUUUUUCUUUUUCUUUUUUUUGGCGGAUGGGGGCAGUUGAUUUUGCAUUUUGAAUAAAUUAUUCAUUUGGUGGGUUGC
Molecule: messenger RNA, 3100 nt
Organism: Amborella trichopoda
Lineage: Eukaryota; Viridiplantae; Streptophyta; Magnoliopsida; Amborellales; Amborellaceae
Biological process (GO): L-arabinose metabolic process
Molecular function (GO): alpha-L-arabinofuranosidase activity
Source: RefSeq, a predicted model, not a curated record